This is a messenger RNA of Drosophila busckii, 1929 nucleotides long. It is a transcript of the gene l(2)37Cd, whose product is annotated as general transcription factor 3C polypeptide 5. The record is from RefSeq and is a predicted model, not a curated record. The transcript is spliced from 4 exons. Lineage: Eukaryota; Metazoa; Arthropoda; Insecta; Diptera; Drosophilidae. Gene Ontology annotation, biological process: transcription initiation at RNA polymerase III promoter. Bases 46 to 1470 code for a protein of 474 amino acids. Gene Ontology annotation, cellular component: transcription factor TFIIIC complex.
GUGAGCUCUUAUUUUGUUUACCUUUUUAAAAAAGGUAAUAUAAGCAUGUCACGGCAAUUGAGCUUUAGCCCACGGCAGGAAUAUGAGCUAAUAGAAUAUCCAGGGCGCGUGGUAAACACAGAGCGCAUGUUAUCCACGCUAGGCGGCAUUAUCAAUGUAUCCAAAGUGUUGGGCGAUGAACAGCGACGUCUAGAGUUGCGUUUUCAUCCAAGUAAUCCAUAUAACAAGCCUGCCUUUGGAGACGGAGUGGACAAAUGUGGCGUGCUAAUUUCUAUAACCGUCAGACGCCAUAAAAGGGACAAGUCCAGACCGCCACAGCACUUUGUGCGGGUGCUAGGUCACUGCAGUCGCAGUUUUUGUUUUGAGUCUCUGUGCGACUUUCAAUUCUUACCAUUGUGGCAUACGCCAAAGAGUGAUGAUGCUUUAGCGGCGACAGAGCUAAUCUAUGCCUUGGAGCAUGUACAGCCACGUGAUGUGACCGAUCUGGGUUAUUUUAAACGUACGCAAUCACAGCUCUUGUGUCUGCCAGAGCUAUUUGCCCGCGUGGAUAUUGUGUAUGGUGGUAAUUAUCGCAUCGACAACACUGAUGAUGGUCAGCAUGAUGUGCUAGGCGUUUUGGCCAAAUCAAACUAUGAAAAUCACGAUGUGGUCAGCUUCAACAUGGUGGAAACGUUUCCUACACAUCCGGACGCACAAAUACUCAAGCGCCUUAAGGUCAAAUAUGUGUCCGACGAGCAAUUUGCGCGGGUUAAGAAAUUGUUUGAAGAAAAUCCUAUUUGGACGCGUAUUGCUCUACUCUACGAGUCGGGCGUGAGCAAUGAGAAGCUUAAGUGCAUCAUACCCUCGUUAGCAUUUUACUUCAGCAACGGUCCCUGGCGUUCGCUAUAUGUUCGCUAUGGCUAUGAUCCACGCAAAGAUUUCAAGAGUCGCUAUUACCAGACCUUUGACUUUCGCUUGCGCUUUGGCUCGGGCGUCUCUGAGUUCGUGUAUUCAAGAAAAUCUGCAAAACAGAAAAAGGCCACAGCUCCCGAUGAAGCCAAAAGCGAGCUGGUGCAGGAUAUUGACUACCCCUACUUUAAUGAGCACAAGCUACCUCGUUCCCGGCAGUGCAUGCUGCGCUAUUGCGACGUACAUCUGCUCAAAAUACAGGAAAUGUUAGAAAAGCUGCCCACACCGCUAACUGGCGCUGUUUGCAAUGAAAAAACAGGCUGGCUGCCGCCCAGCUUUGACUCCCAGGUGCGUCAAAUUGUGUGCGUUACCAUCAGCGAACUGCUGCGCAAUCAUUAUCGCAAGGAACACUUGACUGCUGAGGUAGAAGCUGUACUGCCUCACGAUGCCGAUUUGGAGGAGGAUGAAUAUUAUGCAGAUGCUGAGCCUCAGGACGAAGAAAUGGAUCUGGAUGAAACGCCAGUGACAGAAAGUUUUGUAGAUAAAAACAUUGAGCAAUUGCUUAACAAUAUGACAAGCUGAGACUCAGCUGAAGCAGCUGCUUUACAGUUGCGGAAUUCAUUUGUAAACGUUUCUUUUCAGUGACUGUUCGUCGGAGUAAAUCAAGCAAUGCGACGAGCUCAGUCCAAUUACAUUUAGAUAUGCUUAAAGACAGUUAUAGAAGAGCCCAGAAUACAAAAUACAACGAGAUAAUAAAAACAGUACAGACAGCCAUAUUACCAAUGUACAAAAAAAAUUUCAAUCAAAAAGAAGCUCAAAUUUGUACCAAUGUCAAUGCCGCAAUGAUAACUUUUCACUUAGUCGGGGGAAAUAUAUAAAUUCAAUCUAUCAAUUAGUAAAAAUUAGAUAGUCCUGUACGGGAAACACAAAAAACAAUAUAAAUAUACGAAAGUAUUAUGAUGUCGUUGCGUUUUUACUCACCUACAAUUAAUUUGUAUCUACGAUAACUUAUCUUGAAAAUAAAAACUUCAAAUCGUUGAU